UGAGCGUCAGCUUUUUCCACCAGCCACCGCCUUGUCCAAGAUGGCGGACCUUCACCGCCAGCUGCAGGAGUACCUGGCGCAGGGGAAAGCGGGCGGCCAGGCGGCCGCGGAGCCGCUGCUCGCCGCGGGGAAGGCGGAGGAGCCCGGAGACGGACCGGCGGGGGCGUGGCUGGGCCGCGUGGGCCUGAGCUGGACGUGGUCGCGGAGCUCGGCGGAGUCGGCAGCUGCGGGCCCGGUGUGUCUGCCGAGCGUGACGCGCGGGCAGCGACUGGCGGCGGGCGGCGGGUGCCUACUGAUGGCGGCACUCUGCUUCGGCCUGGCCGCGCUCUACGUGCCAGUGCUGCUGCUGCGCGCGCGCAAGUUCGCGCUGCUCUGGUCGCUGGGCUCGGCGCUGGCGCUGGCGGGAGGCGCGCUGCUGCGGGGCGGCGCGGCAUGUGGGCGCCUGCUGCGCUGCGAAGAGGCGCCGUCGCGGCCCGCGCUGCUCUACGGGGCCGCGCUGGGCGCCACGCUGUUUGCCGCGCUGAGCCUGCGGAGCACGCUGCUCACGGUGCUGGGCGCGGGCGCGCAGGUGGCCGCGCUGCUGGCGGCGCUGGUCGGGCUGCUGCCCUGGGGCGGCGGCACGGCGUUGCGCCUCGCGCUGGGUCGCCUGGGCCGCGGCGCCGGCCUCUCCAAGGCUCUGCCCGUGUGAGGACUUCGCGCCCGCGCCUCGUGGGAAAGACGUGGAGCUAGCGCCGGCGGAGCCCAGGACUGCACGCGGGUGCCGGGACCCCGCGGCGAAGGCCCUUCGGCGACCGCCUGCGAGUCUAAGCUGGGAGCGGCUGCUGGCACCGGAGGCGACAGCAGCUUCGAGAGCUCUUGAAUGUCAGCGUCUUGUGCUGGACUCGGAACGUGCUCUGGAGAUUUUGUCAUUGAACUGGUGACAGGAUGUGAGACGGUUAAGUUACUCUCGAAGUAACUGUGGUCUUAGGUUCGGCUGAGUAAAGAAAAAUGGCUUUUCUUCGAAUUAGCUGUUCUUGGUCUUUUCUCAGGCUGUUUUGUCAUUUAAAAAUCCAGUGUUAGAUGUAGGUUGGUGACGGUACUUUUUUGACUAUACCAAGGCUUGGAAGUUAUUCUCUCAUGCUUCAUUGUCAGCGAAUCCAGAAGGGUAUCAGAUCAAACACCGAAUUCAGCCACUGGACUUUUAAAAAUACUUAUUUAAGAUAGUUUAUCUUGGGCUUUUUCUUCAGUUAACGAAAUCAUAAAUAUAGUGCCUUAUAACAUGAAGGGAAAAUUAGUUCUCUAUUUCACGACGAAAGCGAUGGACCAAAAGAAAUUUCCUGCCCCAAGAAGCAUGGGAUCCAGGAAGGGACACGUACCUGCUUAGCGGUCUCGAAAGAAAUCCUGCAAAUAGGAAGAUAAUUCUACGUCCGGAAUUCCUGUAUCUGGUGGAAACCAUGGAUUUCUACAAGCUCGAAUUACUCCUCACUUUAUGGUCUGCUUUGUAAACUAGUUUACAAUUUGCAGGCUGGUCUUAAGAUGCGUUUCAUAUCUAAUUGCUCUUUCCUUCAUUUCAGGUUCAGCACUUACUUUUACCUACCUUAAUUUAUUGCCAGUAAGUAUGAGCCUAACACUCUUUGAGUCCAGAAAACUACGUCUUGUCAGUAGCAAUACAUUAGGAAGUAAAAUAUAUUUGGAAUAUAAACAUUCUGUGCCAGUGGUUCUCACGCUUGACUGCUCAUCCGUUACUUGAAGAGCCACACCUCAGAUCAGUGCAGUCAGAACGUGGGAACUAGGUCCCAGGCAUCAGAACCUUUUUUUUUUCUUUUUCUUUUUUUUUUUUUUCCUUUUUGGUGCCAUGACUCGGAUACAUCAAAACCUUUUUAAAGCUCCACAGGUGAUUCUGUGUUCCCCGAGGUUGAGGACCACUACUUUUUCUGUGCCCUGGCUUGCACAGUUUGAAAAUAAUGCUUAUACUGAGCUGGAUCCCAGUGUUGCCUUCACAGGGUGUCUGUCGUGCAGCAGUACAGCGCUGCUGCUCCCUCCAACCCCAAAAUGUGUGUGCCUAAGUCACGUCCCUAAGCCCUGUCCCAAGAAGUGACACAGUGGCCGGCAUCUACACUGUUGGCUUGCAGGCUACCCAUCCUGAGUUUUGCUAAAGAACACUGCCUUGCUCCCCGUCAGUAAACAAGGUUACCUACCUCAAAAGGCCGCUCUGAGAGCAAAUGCAGUAUUUUCAGAAUGAUUUAUUUUUUCAGUUGUAAAGACUUAUGCCAUUGGCUGCUCUUUCUAGCCCCCUAAAUUUCUGUUCUAGUUUUAAAUUUCUCUAGAAUUUGCAAUCGUUGGGGUUUUAUAAUUUUUACAGUGUUUAUUUUGUAAACACUUAACAUUUC
Messenger RNA from Cebus imitator (Panamanian white-faced capuchin), 2369 nucleotides. It is a transcript of the gene SFT2D3, whose product is annotated as SFT2 domain containing 3. The record is from RefSeq and is a predicted model, not a curated record. NCBI's taxonomy places the organism in Eukaryota, Metazoa, Chordata, Mammalia, Primates, Cebidae. Gene Ontology annotation, biological process: vesicle-mediated transport. Bases 41 to 688 code for a protein of 215 amino acids. Gene Ontology annotation, cellular component: membrane. The transcript has a single exon.